AGAGAGAGAGAGAGAGCCCCCUCCCCACCUAACAACAACCCCAACCCCGCAGGCUCCAGCACAUCGACCCCACCCCCCAACCCCCUCGGAGAGAGGGGACGGAGCGAGAGACGCGCAGUCACGGAGAAACGACCGUUUCGGGAUCCCGGCUCUUGUUUUGCCCUCAAUCCGGGCCUAAUGCUGUAGCGGACAGCGCAGGAGGAGAGCGCCAGUGAGAGACAACGCACUGACUGAGAGUCGGCGAGGGACAGGGCGGACCGGGGAGACGACGGGAUUGCUCAUUCGCCUGGAAACAUGGGAUGUACACUGAGCGCCGAGGAGCGCGCCGCUCUGGACCGGAGCAAGGCCAUCGAGAAAAACCUGAAGGAGGACGGGCUGGUGGCCGCCAAGGACGUCAAGCUGCUGCUGCUCGGCGGCGGAGAGUCCGGCAAAAGCACCAUCGUCAAACAGAUGAAGAUUAUCCACGAAGAUGGUUUUUCUGGGGAUGAUGUGAAGCAGUAUAAGCCUGUGGUCUACAGCAACACCAUCCAGAGCUUGGCGGCCAUUCUCCGAGCCAUGGACUCACUGGGCAUCGAGUUUGGAGACAAGGACCGAAAAGCUGAUGCUAAGCUGGUCUGUGACGUGGUCAGUCGUAUGGAGGACACAGAGCCGUACUCUGCGGAGCUGCUCACUGCGAUGAAGCGUGUAUGGGCUGACGCUGGCACUCAGGAGUGCUUCAACCGUGCACGGGAAUACCAGCUUAACGACUCUGCUAAAUACUACCUGGACAGUCUAGACCGGAUCGGGGCAGCGGACUACCAGCCCACAGAGCAGGACAUCCUGAGAACCCGAGUGAAGACCACCGGCAUCGUCGAAACCCACUUCACCUUCAAAAACCUCCAUUUCAGGCUGUUUGACGUGGGAGGUCAGAGGUCAGAGAGGAAGAAGUGGAUCCACUGCUUUGAAGAUGUGACAGCCAUAAUCUUCUGCGUUGCUCUGAGCGGAUACGACCAGGUGCUCCAUGAAGAUGAAACAACUAACCGCAUGCAUGAGUCGCUCAUGCUUUUCGACUCCAUCUGCAACAACAAAUUCUUCAUCGACACCUCCAUCAUCCUCUUCCUCAACAAGAAGGAUCUGUUCGCUGAAAAAAUCAAGAAGUCCCCACUGACGAUCUGCUUUCCAGAAUACACAGGUGCUAACACUUACGACGACGCUACAGCGUAUAUUCAGGUUCAGUUUGAGAGUAAGAACCGUUCUCCCAACAAGGAGAUCUACUGUCACCUGACCUGUGCCACAGACACAGGGAACAUCCAGGUAGUGUUUGAUGCCGUCACUGACAUCAUUAUCGCAAACAACCUUAGAGGGUGUGGCUUAUACUGAGGCCUGGCCAAGCACAGAGGUUGUCAUGGAGCGUAUGAGGUGUUAAUAAUGAUAAUUUUGAUGAUACUUAAACACAUAAAUAUGUAAUUCUACACGUCCAAAAUGGACCCAAAGAGCUGCCGUCAGACACCACACUGGAUUAUUGCCAUGAUUUGUUCCCUCCCUCUUCUCUUUUGAUUUCAGUAUACAACCCCAGUUUUGUCUUUUAAAGAAAAAAAAAAAAUGUGUUUUUUGAGCUGAAUGUUUCAUAUUUUGUUGAUGACUUUGUCAACAGCUUGGGGAGGUCAGGAAAGUGGCAGCACCAGGGGGGGGGGAUUUGAGUGGGCCUUGUUUAAAAAAAGAAAAGAAAGAAAG
This is a messenger RNA of Salarias fasciatus (jewelled blenny), 1713 nucleotides long. It is a transcript of the gene gnao1b, whose product is annotated as guanine nucleotide binding protein (G protein), alpha activating activity polypeptide O, b. Gene Ontology annotation, biological process: G protein-coupled dopamine receptor signaling pathway; adenylate cyclase-modulating G protein-coupled receptor signaling pathway. The transcript has 8 exons. NCBI's taxonomy places the organism in Eukaryota, Metazoa, Chordata, Actinopteri, Blenniiformes, Blenniidae. Gene Ontology annotation, cellular component: heterotrimeric G-protein complex; cytoplasm. The record is from RefSeq and is a predicted model, not a curated record. Gene Ontology annotation, molecular function: mu-type opioid receptor binding; G-protein beta/gamma-subunit complex binding; GTPase activity. Bases 295 to 1359 code for a protein of 354 amino acids.